Peromyscus californicus insignis is the source of this 2446-nucleotide messenger RNA. It is a transcript of the gene Pdhx, whose product is annotated as pyruvate dehydrogenase complex component X. Gene Ontology annotation, cellular component: mitochondrion; pyruvate dehydrogenase complex. Lineage: Eukaryota; Metazoa; Chordata; Mammalia; Rodentia; Cricetidae. Gene Ontology annotation, molecular function: acyltransferase activity. Gene Ontology annotation, biological process: pyruvate decarboxylation to acetyl-CoA. The record is from RefSeq and is a predicted model, not a curated record. The coding region runs from base 52 to 1560 and encodes 502 amino acids. The transcript is spliced from 11 exons.
GGGACGGUCGAUCUAUCCGCGCUGCGAGCAGUCCCGGAGAAGGCCGGGAAGAUGGCCGCCUCCUGGAGGCUGCGCUGUGACCUACCGCUGCUACGUUACCUCCUGGGCUUCGGCAGCCGUCGAAGCCUGGGCCUGGCUCAGGGUGCUGCUGCGUGGCCUGUCGGCCGUGGAGCGAGCUGGAGGUGGUUUCAUGGCACUCAGCUGCUGCAGGCGGAUCCUAUUAAGAUCCUAAUGCCAUCGCUGUCUCCUACAAUGGAACAAGGGAACAUUGUGAAAUGGCUGAAAAAGGAAGGUGAAGCUGUGAGUGCCGGAGACUCCUUAUGUGAAAUUGAGACGGACAAGGCUGUGGUCACAUUAGAUGCAAGUGACGAUGGCAUCCUAGCCAAAAUAGUGGUUGAAGAAGGAGCUAAAAAUAUAAAGCUGGGUUCACUCAUUGGCUUGAUGGUUGAAGAAGGAGAAGAUUGGAAACUUGUGGAAAUUCCCAAAGACAUCGGUGCUCCACCUCCAGUUUCCAAGCCAGCAGUGCCUCCUCAGCCCUCUCCACAACCACAGAUUUCGAGCCCUGCUAGGAAGGAGCACACAGUAGGGACAGCACGAUUCCGCUUAAGUCCAGCUGCCCGCAACAUUCUGGAAAAAUAUUCAUUGGAUGCCAGCCAGGGCACAGCCACAGGCCCUCGAGGGAUCUUCACUAAAGAAGAUGCACUCAAAUUAGUUGAGCUGAAACAGAUGGGCAAGAUUACUGAGUCCAGACCAGCCGCAGCUCCUCCGUCCACUGUCUCAGCAUCUGUGCCUCCUCAAGCCACAGCUGGGCCAUCUUACCCUCGGCCAAUGUUCCCACCAGUAUCCAUCCCUGGGCAACCUAAUGCAGCGGGCACAUUCACUGAAAUUCCUGCCAGCAAUAUUCGAAGAGUUAUUGCCAAGAGGUUAACUGAAUCAAAAAGUACUGUGCCUCAUGCCUAUGCUACUGCUGACUGUGACCUUGGAGCAGUUUUAAAAGUUAGACGAGAUCUGGUCAAAGAUGACAUUAAAGUCUCAGUGAAUGACUUUAUCAUCAGAGCAGCAGCUGUUACUCUUAAACAAAUGCCUGGGGUUAAUGUCAGCUGGGAUGGAGAAGGCCCAAAGCAGCUGCCCUCUGUUGACAUUUCAGUGGCUGUGGCAACAGAUAAAGGUUUAAUUACACCAAUCAUAAAGGAUGCCGCUGCUAAGGGUGUACAGGAGAUCGCUGACUCUGUAAAGGUUCUGUCGAAGAAGGCAAGAGAUGGAAAAUUGUUGCCUGAGGAGUACCAAGGAGGCUCUUUUAGUAUUUCCAACUUGGGGAUGUUCGGCAUCGAUGAGUUCGCCGCUGUCAUCAACCCUCCCCAGGCCUGUAUUUUGGCAGUUGGGAGAUUCCGACCAGUACUGAAGCUCGCAGAGGAUGAAGAGGGGAACCCCCAGCUGCGGCAGCACCAGCUUAUAACUGUCACAAUGUCAAGUGACAGCCGAGUGGUUGAUGACGAACUGGCUACCAGGUUUCUUGAAAGUUUCAAAGCAAACCUAGAGAAUCCCAUGCGACUUGCGUAGCCUUCAAAGACCAUUUACUGAGUAGUUGUUAACGAGAUAUGCAAUUGAGUGUGAGUAUGAAGUAGAUGAAAUGCUUACUGCUUAUUUAUAUAAGGCAAAAGCCUGGGCCUGAGCUGUGUUCCUUUUCCCUGUACAUUUAUUAUAGAAAUGUGUGAUGAUAAGUUGUGACUAAUAAAGAACAUUUGCUUAGUCAGAUCCAUUUUUAACCUCUGGUGCUGUACAGGAGGGUAUUAAACUGAUGUAAAUCACAUCCAUGUUUGGUUCAUUGAAAUUUGGGGAUAAUUGUAAAUGUAUGAUAUUGUAUAAUUUAAAAAAUAGAUAGAACUCUACCUUAAUCAUGUUGAAGUUAUAAAUGACCUUCAAAGAGAUGUCCGGCCAUAUUGGGACCUCUUUUUUUUAUAAGCAGUGCUCUUGAUAUACUGGAACAAUUUAAUAUGUACAGUUAGUUUAUUCUGGAUUAGUAAAUAAGGAUUACAUUUUAUUAGGGGUUGUGACAACAUUAUUAAACUUUUGUGUAUAUAAGGCCAAGUGUCUUAGCUAUAUAUUUCCAGUCUUCUUUUUCACUUCUGUGACACUGUGAACUUUUAAAGAAUAAAAUAAAAAUGAAGAAAGAAGAAGAAGAACAAGAGAGUUGUUUGUGCAGAGACCAUACCUCAUAAAAGUUAGGGGAGCGACUGGGUUUGCAUCUGUCACCUCGAGCAUUUGAGAGACUGAAGAAGGAGGGUAGCUCUGAGUCCGAGCUGGCUGGGCUACAGUGGGACUCCAUCUCACAGACAGUACUGGGAGGAUUUUUCCUUGAAAAGCUGCAGUUGAUCUAAACUUCAGCAGUAAGCUCUUCCUGCUGACUUGGAAUAAAUGGAAAUAAAUUGUGUUCUCUCUUACUGCA